AUGAAGAAAAGUGGUAUUCCUCUUUUGUUGAGUAUCAUCUUCCUGACUCUGCUUGGCGGUCAAGGAACCCUAAUAAUGAGGAAUAGACGCUGUUUCUGCAUCAACACCAGCCAAGGGACAAUCCACCUAAAAUCCUUAAAGGACCUUAAACAAUUUGCCCCAAGCCCUUCUUGUGAGAAAACUGAAAUCAUUGUGACAAUGAAGAAUGGGGAUCAAACGUGUCUAAACCCAGAUUCAGCAGAUGUGAAAGAAUUGAUUAAAGAGUGGGAGAAACAGGUGAGCCAAAAGAAAAAGCAAAAAAAAGGGAAAAAAAAUCAAAAAAGCAGGAAAAUUUUUAAAGUUAAAAAAUCUCAGCAUCCUCAUCAAAAGAAGACCAGAUGA
Puma concolor (puma) is the source of this 381-nucleotide messenger RNA. It is a transcript of the gene CXCL9, whose product is annotated as C-X-C motif chemokine ligand 9. Gene Ontology annotation, molecular function: chemokine activity. Gene Ontology annotation, biological process: defense response; immune response; chemotaxis. Gene Ontology annotation, cellular component: extracellular region. The record is from RefSeq and is a predicted model, not a curated record. NCBI's taxonomy places the organism in Eukaryota, Metazoa, Chordata, Mammalia, Carnivora, Felidae.